Rhododendron vialii is the source of this 977-nucleotide messenger RNA. Its product is annotated as protein FAR-RED IMPAIRED RESPONSE 1-like. The transcript has 2 exons. Lineage: Eukaryota; Viridiplantae; Streptophyta; Magnoliopsida; Ericales; Ericaceae. Bases 174 to 977 code for a protein of 267 amino acids. The record is from RefSeq and is a predicted model, not a curated record.
GAAGAAGAAGAAGACGAGGAGGAGGAGGAGGAGGAAGGAGGGGACACCACAGCCAAUCCAACCCACCGCCGACCACCACGGGACGCUCCCUAUCCACCUCUGGCGACCACCACUAACGACAAGAAAAGGACCAGACUAAUUCGAAAUCUCGGGUUUUCACGACCACCACCACCAUGAUGAUGUCGUCGAAGUCUGUUCCAUUGACAUUACCUCCAAACAAAGAGUGUGGAGAACAAGAAAAGGUGUGGAGUGGAGACAGUGAACAUGAAGAAGAUGUAUGGUGUGGUCCUUUAAGCAAAGAUUGUGAUGAGAUAAAAACUAUUGAGGAAACAGAAAAUUGUGAACAUAAAGCUGAAGAACCGAAGGUGGGAAUGACAUUCGACACAUUGGAGGACGCUUAUUUGUAUUACUUAAAAUAUGCAAAAGAAAAAGGGUUUGCUGUUGCGAAAAGAUCAUCGAGAAAGGGAAGAGAUGGAAAUGUGAGGCAUGUAGGGUUUGAAUGUUGUCGUGCUGGAAAAGCAAGGGUGAGAACAAGCAACCCGGUCAAACCACGGCCACAAACAAAAGUUGAGUGUCCAGCUCACAUUAAUGUUGUGAUACACCCGGAUGGAAAGUGGAGGUUAAGCCAUGUUGUUUUGGAGCACUAUCAUGAACAGAGCCCGGCAAAGGCAAGGUAUUUCAAGUGCAACAGGGUACUAGAUGAACAUGUAAAAAGAAAACUUGAAUUAAAUGAUCAAGCCGGGAUCAGAGUGUACAAGACUUAUGAUUCACUUCAGAUUGAGGCUGGAGGUCCUGAUAAGCUUCUAUUUCUUAAGAAAGAUUGCCGAAAUCAUUUGGAUAAAGUUCGACGUUUACGACUUGUGGAAGGAGAUGCUGAAGUGAUGCAUCGUUAUUUCAUGAGAAUGAAGGCAGACAAUUCUGACUUCUUUUUUGCAAUGGAUUUGAAUGAAAAGGGUCGAUUAAGAAAUGUAUUUUAG